Messenger RNA from Cydia fagiglandana, 3645 nucleotides. RefSeq lists its product as uncharacterized. The record is from RefSeq and is a predicted model, not a curated record. Gene Ontology annotation, molecular function: protein phosphatase regulator activity. NCBI's taxonomy places the organism in Eukaryota, Metazoa, Arthropoda, Insecta, Lepidoptera, Tortricidae. Gene Ontology annotation, cellular component: protein phosphatase type 1 complex; endoplasmic reticulum. The transcript has 3 exons. Bases 354 to 2903 code for a protein of 849 amino acids. Gene Ontology annotation, biological process: response to endoplasmic reticulum stress.
AGCGUAAAGAUGUGUGUUUAAUGUGUUUUCGCAAUUUUGCAAUAAUGGAGCCCACAAACGUUAGUUAUUACGAAGAAAACAAAUCUACAAGUUCUACAGUCGUAGCGAACAUCGUUUCACGAGGAGAUACAGUGUUUGGUCGCGAAAUAGUGAUUCCCUUGAACUCUUUUGACUUGAUAUCAGUGCAUCCAUCCUUGAAGUGCUCUAGAAAGUGGUGUAGACUCACUCAUAAGCCGUUCCUAGAUCCUUGUACAGCAAGAUUUUUGGACCCUAUGGUAGCUUGAGUGCUAAAAUGGCCUAGCAUCCUCACAGACUUUGCGUAGUGUCUUAGUAAAGUUAGUAACGUAACCACAAUGCACACUAAUCAGUGGCGCAAUAGGCGCAAUCAGCUCAAUUUGAGCCCUAUUCCAGCGUUUAACAUGUACUCAAUAGCAAACUAUAGUACCGAUACAUCAAAGACAGACUUGUCAAAGACUUUUGCCGAAGAAAUGUUGAUACACAGCUUGCAUAUGAUGCCAAAUCCGCUUCAAAAGAACUUAGCGGAUACCAUACCAACAGCGGAAAAGCCAAAACCACCAUAUAAAGAGCCUAAAUUGGAGCCUAAAGCAUAUCCAGAGCCAAAAAUGGAGAAAGAGCAAGCUAGAACUGAAUAUUCUUUUAGUUUUGGCAGUUUUUUCUCAGGGGUUAUUAGUGCAAUAUCAAGCGGCGUUUUUAAGCGUCGCGAGCCAACGCAGCAAUACUACGAUUGUUUUGAUCCCGAGCCGAGCUGGCAGACGGCCAGCGAAGCGGAUUUAAAUAAGUCUACACGCUCGCAGUCGCUCAAGGAAGACGACGCCAUGAGUGCGGAUUGUCGGAGCGCCGCGGCGCACUGCGAGGACAAACUCAACCGAGUAAGACACUUACUCAGCAGCAAACCUGUUCCUACCACCCCAAAAUACAGAAGAAAGCCUAAGAGAGUCUUUGUCGAGCCCGGUUCGGUCGAGGAAUCGUUUGAAGAUGCCUUCUCACCGGAAGACUUUGUCCGACUCUCAAACAGCAACCAUAUUGAGUGUAUCAGUCCAUUUAACAAUCAUAAGGAAGAGGUGAUAGAAGCUGCAGCCGUGAGAGUCAAGACGGAGGUGAAAGAAGUUAUGGAUAUUGUCCAGACGCUGCCAGAAGCCGAAAUUGUCCCUUUAGAUAAAACUAAUAACCACAAUAUAGAAACAAAGGAAGCUAUAGCUAAUACUCAAGUAGAAUCACAAGCCGAUGUAAAAGACAGUCAAAAAAGUGUGUCAAAAGGAAUAAUUGAGCACAUAGGAGAUAAAAUUGAAGUUAAACCCGAUUUACCGAAUGUACCUGAAGAAAUAAAAGAAAAACAAGAAGUUAUCGCAGCGUGCGAAGACAAAGUAAACAGACUAAAAGCUUUGCUGCAACGCCGAAAACCUAAAUCUAGAUUAACGAAAACUGAAUCGGAUUCUGCCUUGGAACCCGUGACAGAUAUGAAAAACAAGAAAGUACAGGAUAAGCACUUUAAAAAUCCGGCGAGGACCACGGAUAAAAGAAAGCAGUCGCAAUUAAUAAAGAGUAUUCAAGAAGAUAUGAGUUUUGGUAACUCUUUAGACACUGAAGAGGUCUCUAGCCCUGAUAAUUCACCAAUAUUACCGCAAACUAAGCUUUGUGAUAUGAUCAACGUACCGAAGUUAGUACCUGAACCGGAACCUGAAUACUUUGAUGAGGUCCAUGGUCGCUUCCGUUCUGCAUCAACAGAUAGUGAUGACUCAUUCCAAAUAGUCUUCACCGACAGCCCGAAAGCAGCGAGACACCACUCAUUAUCCGACUGCGACUCUGAAGACUCAUUCAUCGUCUUCGAAGACUCACCAGACAGUUGCUACACAUCUCACGAUGUCUUCGGUGACUCCGCGGUCGAGAGUGACUCUGAUUCGGACGUUAGUGACUCAGGCUGCGGUGUAUCGUGUAAAUUGUCACAUUCACUGACUCGGACCGUUGGAGACUUGACGGAUGACAGUUUGUUUGACGAUACAGUGCGGGAGGAGAGUGGGGAUGAGGUGGAUAGUGUGACAGUGUGCGAGGAGUUGGAUUUGCCUGAGGAGGUGAAUACAGGAUUGCUUCUGACUGAUGCUAAGAAAUUAUUGAGGAGACAGCAGCCACCUAAGAAGGUGUCCUUCUCCGAGAAGCCACCAAAAGUGCACGUGAUGCGAGUAUGGUCGUUCGCGGCGAGGCAGGCUCGCCGAGGCAACUGGGAGCAAGAUGCCAUGGACCGGGACAGAUUCAAGAGGAAGAUUGCAGACGUAGACAUGGCAGUAUCAUGGGUGUUGAAGCCCCAACACCGGCGUCGGAUCAUGUUCCAACGUUUCAUGCCGUGGUGGAACAAGCAGAGACGGCUCGAGAUAGAAGAGAGGAAGCGGAAGCAAGAAGAAGAUAGGAUAGCAGAAGAGAAGAGAGAAGAUGAAAAGAGGAUAGAAGAAGAGAGGUUAAAAGCUGAGGUUGAAGGUAGGGAUGCUAGUGAAAUAAAUGAAGUAAAUACAGAAGGUACAAAGAGUGGAAAUGGUGUUGAUAUAAAAGUUGAUGGGGUUGAUAAAGAAUUAAAUAACGUUAAUGGAGUUAAUGAAAAUGGUUUAAUUAAUGAGAAAGUAGAAAACAAUCUUGAUGUUAAUGACGACAAAAAUGAUGGUGAAUGUAAAACACAAAUAAAAACAUUGGAAAAUAAAAUAGAUGAUAUGAAUCUUAAAGUUGGUGACAAAGAUAAAUCUAAAUUAGAUUUAAUAAAUGAUAAAGUAAAUGAUGUAAAGAUAGAUUUAAAUGUAGAUAAAGUAGCGAAGUCGUUGGCGAAGUGCGAUUUUUAUGAUAAAUCUGAGUCGAAGGCGAAUUCCAUUUUAGCGUCCAAAGUUGUUUUAGACACAUGACAUUCUGUUUUAUAUAGGGUAUUUCGCCAGUAACUGGCCACCCUAAACUAAAAAUGAAUUGUAUUCACCUACAAACAGAAUUCAUUUUUAGUUUAAUCCGGCCAGUUACUGGCGAAUUACCAUGAUAUUUUGUUGAUGUAACUGUCAAAUAUAUUUAAUAAAAACUACAAAAACAUUUUAAGGUUGAUGAUUUAACAAAUUUUAAAAAUUAGUUAAAUAUUAAUUUUCUAUCAAAGGUUUCAGUGUUUAGAUCGCAUCUAGCAGCCCUGCGCUCUUUGCGCUGAAAAUUUUGAUUCUUCUGAAAGUUACGGAAUUUCAGAUUGAAAGUUUCCAAAAAGUUGGAAAAGUUACCGGAGAUUUCAGGAAACUUUCACAGGAAAUUAAGAAAAUUGUCCAUUUAGAAACUUAUAAAAUUUGAAAUUUCGUCAUGAAAAAAAAAAAUACGACGGCACAUUAGUUUCGAAGCACCGUGUUUCCAUACCCUAUGACUUCUUUAAGUAAAACCAUUUGAAAAAAAAAACACGAUAAACUUUAAAAAAUCCAUAUUUUUUUCCAUAUCGACAAAUAUUUAAAAAAAUAUGUAGUAUCAUUUUUUCUUGAAACGCCCAUCACUUAUUUCGCCAUCACAUUUGCAUUUUAAUUUUCUUUUAAAUGACACUACGAUCUUAUAUUUUAUCGAAAUAAAAAACAUAAAAUAUGAGAUUUAUUUCUCUCUAUAAGAGGAUGCUAAGAGUGCCUGAAA